GCCACGGCGUGAGAUAUGCCCGGGAGCCGCGGCAGACCGCAAGCGCAGACGGUUCGACGCACCAACGGAGCCGCUCAUUUCGGUGGAUCGUCGUUCGUGAAGCAGCAGGAGGAGGAGGCCGAGGCCGCCACCGCCGGCGGGAUGGCUCCGCUGCCGGGCCCUGCAGCGCCGCCGAGGCUCCUCCUGCUGCCGGCCGCAUCGACGGCUCCUGCUCCUGCUCCAGGGGCUCCCUCGCCUUCCCCGCCGCCCCGUAAGCGGCAGCGCCUGGCGCACCUCAGCCCAGAAGAGAAGGCCCUACGCCGGAAGCUGAAGAACCGCGUGGCGGCGCAGAGCGCGCGCGACCGCAAGAAGGCGCGCAUGGGCGAGCUGGAGCGGCAGGCCGUCGAACUGGAGGCCGAGAACCAGAAACUGGUGGCCGAGAACCGGCGGCUGCAGGAGCGCGCCCACAGCUUGGCGCGCGAGAACCACGAUCUGCGCCUCCGUCUCGGACUUCCCGCGCUGAAGGUGGAAACGCAGGAGGAGACAGCAAGCAUCGCCCCUGGGGGGGCAGAGACCGGGUCCUCUGAGUCCGCAGCACUUAGACUACGUGUUCCUCCGCAGCAGGGACAGGCCCAGCAGUCUUCUGCCUCCACAGUGGGGGAGAGGAAGAGGAAGAGGAAAGGUGGCCUCCCUCUGGGCACAGACAGCCUGGCUUCUUCAGAUGCUGAGUCUGAUCUCCUCUUGGGCAUUUUGGACAGUCUGGAUCCAAACAUGUUCCUGCACUGCAGCAGCUCCCAGGCAACCUUCUUUGAAAAGCUGCAGCAGGAAGUGUGUGGAGAAGCAGCUGUUCCCUUACCUGCCUCCACCAGCCCCUCCUUGGGGCCUGCACCACUCAAGCAAGACGCCAUUAAUGAACUGAUCAGGUUUGAUCAUGAAUACACCAAGCCAUUCUUCCUGGAGAUCAUAUCGGAAGCAGCCACCCAGACCAGUGCACUCCUGGAGGAAGUGGUGGCUUCUCCUCCCCUGCAGGCCCCUGUCUCUGUGAAGGAGGAGCCUGCAGAUACCCUUUUGCCUGACCUGGGCCUCUCCCAUCUGCUCUCCUCAGACCAGAGGCCUCCCUCACUGCUGGAUGCAGCCAGUGACUCGGGCUAUGAAGGCUCACCCUCCCCGUUCAGUGACCUGUCCUCUCCUGUGGACACAGAUUGCAGCUGGGAGGAGGCCUUUGCCAAGGAGCUCUUUCCUCAGCUGAUCAGUGUGUGAUAGCUUUUGGACAGCCCUCAGAUGGACAGGUGUUUUGGAAGAAGAUUCCUCUUGAAAGUGUUUCAUCAGAUUCCUAAGUAUUGCUUCUUUUUUUUGUAUGUCAUCAAGGUGUUCCAUAGCCCUUCCAAGAAAUGAAACCGCCACUCAAGUCAGCUUUGUUGGAAAAAAAGAAGGGAUCCUGCUUAGGGAGAAAUUGCUAAUCCCUCUCAGUAGCUUCUCCUCAGUGGGUAAAUAAAGGCGGUGGGGCAAGAUAUUAUGUAAAUAUACAUGUACCGCUUUUUUUGAAAGUUAUUUUCUGGCAGCAUAUUUAAACUUGCUGUAAUUAAAAUGCAGAGCAAGUCGUA
This is a messenger RNA of Notechis scutatus (mainland tiger snake), 1583 nucleotides long. RefSeq names its product X-box binding protein 1 (gene XBP1). Gene Ontology annotation, cellular component: nucleus. Gene Ontology annotation, biological process: regulation of DNA-templated transcription. The record is from RefSeq and is a predicted model, not a curated record. Gene Ontology annotation, molecular function: RNA polymerase II transcription regulatory region sequence-specific DNA binding; DNA-binding transcription factor activity, RNA polymerase II-specific. Lineage: Eukaryota; Metazoa; Chordata; Lepidosauria; Squamata; Elapidae.